UGCCCUCAGUCUCUCAAAAGGCAAAUCCGACCCUCGCUCUCCAUAACACUAUAAACCCAUCCUAAGAGCUAGCAAUAGCAAUUUCAACACAAGGUUUAUCACCACAGUCUACUCCAGUGAUCAUGAGCAAUCCAAGUACCCAAUUCCAAGGAGAAGAGCAAAAGGCUAAGAACACUAGCAGCUUGCUUCUUUUGGUGAUCAACUAUUCAUUUCUCUUUGUGGGUUCAAUCUCUUCUAGCUUGCUAUCCAAAUUCUACUUUAACCACAGAGGUUCGAGUAGAUGGGUAUCUACAUGGGUUCAGUCAGCUGGUUUUCCUCUUCUUUUCUUCCCCAUUUUCCUCCCUUACUAUCUCUUCAAAUGCACUGAGAGGAGACCCUUUGAUCGCUUCACUCCUAGAAUGCUAAUCUUAUCAAUCUUGAUUGGCUUCAUGUUAGGCCUAAACAACCUUCUCUUCUCAUGGGGCAAUUCUUAUCUUCCUGUAUCAACUUCAUCUCUCCUACUGUCAUCUCAGCUUGUUUUCAAUCUCAUUCUUUCUGUCAUCAUUGUCAAACAAAAGAUCACUUUCCAAAAUCUUAAUUGUGUAAUUCUUUUAACUCUAAGCUCAGUCCUUCUAGCAUUUGGUUCGCGUCAUGACAGACCUCAAGGCUUAACUCCUGAUAAAUACUUUAUAGGGUUCUUUUCGACUGUAGGAGCCGGGUUGCUAUUUGCCCUAUAUCUACCAGUCAUGGAGAAGAUAUACAAGAACGUUUGCUGUUAUGAAAUGGUGAUAGAAAUGCAGAUGGUGAUGGAAAUUGCGGCCACCGCAUUAGCCACCAUCGGGAUGGCAUCGGACGGUGGAUUUUCAGAGAUGAAGAGGGAGAGCCAAGUUGUGUUUGACAGAGGAGAAAAGUGGUAUUGGAUUACAGUGUUUGGAAAUAUAAUCACAUGGCAACUGUGCUUCAUGGGGACUGCAGGGAUGGUUUUCUUGACAUCAUCACUAACAGGAGGGAUAUGCAUGACUGCCCUUUUGGCCAUGAACGUGUUAGGAGGUGUUUUGGUGUAUGGAGAAGAGUUUGGUGGGGUGAAAGUGGUGUCCACUUUGCUCUGUGGCUGGGGUUUUUGUUCUUAUGUGUAUGGUAUGCAUCUUAAAAUGAAAGAUGAUCAAAAAGAGAAAGAGAAGGAAAAGGAGAAGACAAAGGAGAAUAAAAAUCUUGGGAUGGAGAUGGUUCAUGUAGCAUCUGCAAAUAUGGUUUGAUGGUUAUCAUUAAUGCUUUCUUCUUUUCUUUUUUCUUUUUUUUGUUCUUUUAGAAAAUGGGUGCUCUUAUUAUCAUCAAAAUUAGAUACUAUAGUGACAUUUAGAAGGGUUGAGGUUGAUAUCAUCUCCAAUAUGCAAAAUCAACACCAUUUCCAUUAUCAUGUAAAAUUAAUUCUCUAUCAUUAGAAGUCUA
Molecule: messenger RNA, 1428 nt
Organism: Ricinus communis (castor bean)
Lineage: Eukaryota; Viridiplantae; Streptophyta; Magnoliopsida; Malpighiales; Euphorbiaceae
Product: probable purine permease 4
Exons: 1
Coding region: 123-1235 (370 amino acids)
Cellular component (GO): membrane
Molecular function (GO): purine nucleoside transmembrane transporter activity
Source: RefSeq, a predicted model, not a curated record